ACCGGUACCGGAGGGGCACCGAGGGGUCAGUCCCUGCCUGAGCCGGCCCCGCUGCCCGCAGGGAUCUGGGCGGCGGCGCGGGACGGGGACGAGGCGCGGGUGCUGCAGUUGCUGGAGCGGAGCGGGGACCCCGCGGAGCCCGACCUGGCGGGGUACACGGCCCUGCACUACGCCAGCCGGAACGGGCACCUGGGCGUGUGCCGGCUGCUGCUGGAGCGGGGCGCUCCGUGCGACGCCCGGACCCCCGGCGGGGCCACCCCGCUGCACCGCGCCUGCUACUGCGGCCACCUGGCUGUCACCGAGCUGCUGCUGGCGAGCGGCGCUGACCCCGCGGCCACCGACAGCGACGGCAGAAGCGGCCUGCACAAGGCCGCCGAGCAGGGACACCGCGAGCUCUGCGCGCUGCUGCUGCGGCACCGGCCGGCCCUCGCCGCUCUCCGCGAUGCCAGGGGCCGGCGGCCCAGGGACGGAGCCCACCCGGCCGUGUGGGACCUGCUGGACACCUGAGGGGACGCCGGACGGCCACAGCCACCCGCGUGGACAGACACGCCCCGUGGCACUGUCGCGGUGCCACCUCUGCCCGGUGCCGGGGUCACCCGGGGGGAGGUGCAGAUCCCCCCCAUCCCCUCUUUCCCGGGACUUCUGUUUGCUAAAGAAACAAAGAAACCGCUAAAAAGUUGGAAAACGGCGUUUGUUGGGGCAGUGAAUUCGGCGGG
Molecule: messenger RNA, 716 nt
Organism: Malurus melanocephalus (red-backed fairy wren)
Lineage: Eukaryota; Metazoa; Chordata; Aves; Passeriformes; Maluridae
Gene: ANKRD39
Product: ankyrin repeat domain 39
Exons: 3
Molecular function (GO): protein binding
Source: RefSeq, a predicted model, not a curated record